Messenger RNA from Periconia digitata, 2110 nucleotides. Lineage: Eukaryota; Fungi; Ascomycota; Dothideomycetes; Pleosporales; Periconiaceae. The record is from the annotation of a GenBank genome assembly.
CGACCCUGCUGCAUCCCAGCGCUAUUUUGUCUUGCAUACUUUCGUGUCUAUCUCUGUCUCGAUUUACGUUUUGACGACAUCCACGUUACCAUGAAAUUAACAAACUUACUCUCGCUUCCACCUACCGUCAUUCUACUUUGCGCAUCUCCAAUCGUCGCCGAAUUAGUGCCCAAACAACAACAAUGGCCACACAAUCUUCCGAAUCACCUCAAGUACUUCCCCGAAGAUGAGAUGCAUGUGAAGCGAGGUCUGGAAGUGCAAGCUCGAAUGAUGAAAGAGCGGCCUAUUGGUGUAAAGAAAAUGAGCGGUGACGAAGGCGAAAUGUUCUUCUUGGACAAUUGGAUAUUUGCUCCAGAUCAUCAGAACGUCGAAAGACAGGUAGAUGAAGAGGAGCUUUCCAAUGUUACUAGCCAGAUUGCUUCGCCAUUGCGCCCACACUCUUCGGCCGAUUAUCACCUCCGAUUCCGUGUCCGCGAUGUGCUCAUGCAGCGCGACUUCAAAUGCCCUUCUGGGACGAACGAUUGCUCUUCUAUUGGCGCACCGGAUAGCUGUUGCGGAACAAGCCAGACCUGUAUAUCCAUUCAAGAUACGGGGACUGGUCCUGUCGGAUGUUGCAGCGAAGGUCAACAGUGUGAGGGCAGUAUUAGCUGUGACACUGCCAAUGGCUAUACGAGUUGCCCUAACAGUCCGAAUGGAGGGUGCUGUUUGCCCGGAUACAGUUGCCAGGAUGUUGGGUGUGUCAUUGCAGGAACGUCGGUAACCUAUGUCCAACCUUCCACCUCCUCCACUCGGUCUACAAGCAGUGCUCCACCACCUACCUCGGCAACCCCUACCCCCACUUCAACAUCAGCAUACACUUGCAGUACGGGAUGGUUCUCUUGUGCUGCUAGUCUAGGCGGAGGCUGUUGUCAAAAUGGGCGGACCUGUGCAACAGGAGCCUCCUGCGUAGGAUCCGAAACUUCCACAUCGACUUCAAGUGCAAGCUCUACAGCACCGCCCUCCGCACCUGUUCGACCUACUGGCGGGACCGACUCGAAUAGCCAGUCCACUUCUGGCUCACCAACCGAAUCCUUGUGCCCUACUGGUUUCUACGCUUGUCAAGCCUUCUAUCCUUCUGGAUGUUGCCGCAUCGGUCGAGACUGCCAGACUACAGGUUCUUGCAUUCUACCUACGCCUAGCAGUACGCUGGUCAACUCCAACGGAAUCACGAUAGUUGUGCCAAGCGGUGGCAGCUUUGCAACAACGGCACCAGGACAAGGGGGAAGCUGUCCCAGCGCGUGGUACAGCUGUCCCGCAUCCCGAGGAGGGAACUGCUGUCCCGAGGGUUAUAGCUGUGGAGAGCAAUGCACAGCCACCAGCGGGACUGGGGUGAGCGGAAAGGUGGCGCCCAGUCAGGCUGUGAUGCCUUCGGUAGGGUUGGUGUGGGGUUUCUUAUCUAGUGCUUUAGCUGUGGGGGUUGCUAUGAUUGUGCUUUAGCUUGAAGUUUGAAGCUGUAUCAUAUUUUUCACUUGUUUAUUCCUCUUCUUGGAUAAUGAAAUGUACAUAGUUCAUGAUCUCGUAUUACGUAUGCCAUCGAUUGGUUGCCCGCACGUUUUCCUGAACUUUCCGUUCGUUGGAGUACGAACAGAAGAGCCGGCCUCCAACGCAACACCAAAGGCUGAUGUGAUACCAAUAGAAGAAAACCGGCGUCCUGCUGAUGUGGAAGCCUAAAUGGCGGUGACUAGAAUGAGAUAAAACUUCACAAACUAGCUCAGCCUUACCCUUAAGAUUUGGCGACCAUGACGGUACAGCCUUGCAGAUUUGUAGAUCGAUGAUUAUGUUCAAAGAUGCAUCAUACAUUCCCGUGAAGGGCACCAAUCUCAAAGCCAAUGUACACAAAAAUAGAUAGCACUCGGUUGGAGUACAUGUUCGUGUUCUUAAUGAAACAGGGCGAAGCGAUUGCAGGACUGCGUAUUCCAGGCUGCGGGCGCGUGUGGAAGUGGCCAGCAGAUGCAUAUCGAUAUGUCUUGAUUGGAUCGAGUUAUCCCUCAAUUCGUUUGGCACCCUCUCACCUGACGAGUUCCCUGGUUUUCGACCAUGUUUCACUCCUCGCGACGGUCUGCAAAGCCAC